This is a messenger RNA of Triplophysa dalaica, 1571 nucleotides long. RefSeq names its product GTPase IMAP family member 9. The record is from RefSeq and is a predicted model, not a curated record. The transcript has 3 exons. Lineage: Eukaryota; Metazoa; Chordata; Actinopteri; Cypriniformes; Nemacheilidae. Gene Ontology annotation, molecular function: GTP binding. The coding region runs from base 11 to 1036 and encodes 341 amino acids.
UAUCAGAAGAAUGACUCUUGAAGAUAAACUGGACAGUAUGAAGGUAGAGAACGAGCUGGAUGGUUCUGAUGAAGAGUUUAAUGAUUUUGAGGAAGAUGGGUUUGACUCUACAUUGGACUCCUCAACAAGCUAUGUCGCACAGGAAGAAUUGUAUGAAAAUUUGCCGAAUGUAAGGAAAACCAGUUUAACAUCAACAACUUCACAUGCUGGGACAGAGGAAUUGUGUGUCUUGCUUUUGGGAGCAAGAGGGUCUGGAAAAAGCUCCACUGGAAACACAAUCCUCGGAUGCCACAUCUUUAAGACGGACAUGCAGCUCAGUAGAGUCACACAGAUCUGUGAAAGGGCAUCUGGGAUCAUUCACGGCCAAAAUGUUGCCAUCAUCGACACUCCAGGUCUUAACAGAAUAGGGAGCAUGGAACGAGAAGUGACCAGAGAGAUCCUAAAGUCCAUCUCCCUUUAUACUCCAGGACCGCAUGUUUUUCUGCUUGUUAUGCCUGUAGGAAACUUAACUAAUGAUGAUAAGAGCAUGCACAAGUUGAUGGAGAACAUGUUUGGCAAGAGCAUAUGGAAGUAUACAAUUAUUGUGUUUACACAUGGAGAUCGGCUAGGGGACAAAACGGCUAAUGAUGUCAUUACAUGCUCUGACAAGGGGCUUCGCGAUUUCAUCCGGAAGUGCAGUGGUGGAUUUGUGUUCUUCAAUAACAAGGACAUGGACAACUACACGUAUGUGACUGAACUUUUAAGGAAAAUUGAUACACUUCUGGCUAUAAAUGGAAAGGGAUGCUACACAACGUCUUUUUAUCCGUCUGCAGAGAGGAAGAUAAGAAAGAACAUGGAGAAAAUUUUAGUUAAGCGAAAACAUGAGAUUGCACAAAAGGAGGAAAAGCUGGGGACAUCCUGCCAAACUGAGCUUGAGAUUGAAAGAGAGAGACGAGAAAUUUGGAGAACUGAAGAAGAGGAAGCAAGAAAACGGGCUGAGAAACCAUCCAAAAGAAUGUCUAAACUAAAUGCGUUUAACAGAAAGACAUCGACCUGACGUUGCUAGUUAAACAAAUACAGUUAAAACCCUUCUUUGUCUGUUUACUUUAAAUGAAUGCCUUUUCUGUAAUUGUCUGCCAAAUCGUGUGUAUUAUUCUACACAAACAUACUGUAAGGGGGCUAUUUUGUCACAAAUUGACAAACAGACCAUCUCAGGACUAUAGAAUAAUGACUGAAAUGUCCAAGCCGGGCAAUUUUUCAUAUUUUUUUUUACUAUUAAACACAAUUUGUAGUAGAACAAAGACAUAUAUUUUUAAAUGAAAGUUAAUGUAACCUAACAUUAUAAUUAAUGAUUAAGGAAUAUUAUUGUUUUAGUUAAAUAAAACCAGUUUUCUUUUAGUUUUUUUUUUAAUGUUUGUUUGCAAAUGUAAAUGUAUUGCGUUAUUAUAUUUUAUGAAGCAACAGCCUUUUCAAUUGCUGUAAGUACAGAUAACUCAUCAAAACAUCAUAUUUGAAGUGAUAUGAGGGCCUAUCACAAUUUUGAUCUGCACUUCAUUAUAAAAAAAUAAAAUGUACAGAUAAAAAAUGGUAAG